AUGACCACGCUCUUAUCACAAAGCUCCUCGCCCACGACAUCCCCACCUGCUGCAGCUUCUCCCUCCGCCAACCCGAAUCACCCCUCACUACCGCCACUAAUAACAUCACCGCAUAGCCGACGAUCGACAGCACCGAGACCAAUGUCGCACGCUUCAAAGAACCGCUUGUCGCAGUACUCGACGGGCUCUGCCCCCUCGCGUUCGCGACCGCCUUCUCACAUAUUCCCAAUGUUCCCCUCGACUCUUUCCUACACCCUUGUGCGCGAUUUCGCAUAUCCCAUGAUGCACCCUAUGCACUAUGGCCCCCCUCCUGAACCGUCGCAUCCCGCAUCCGGUCUCAGUACGCCCGCCAGCGAGUCGCGCCGCCUCUCUGAUCCUCCCGCCACCUGGGAAACCAAAAUGAGUUGGGACAACGGAUCCUGGGGCCCCGAAGGCUUCGGCAAGGCCCACGAUCUGCCACCCAUGGAAUUUCGGGAUGGCCCACCUUGGAGCGAGGACGAAGACUUGGCGAGCCCUGUCGUUAGCUCUCGGCACCGAAAGCACAAGUCUUCUGCGGCAGCUUUUGGCGGAACUGGACGAGCGAGAAACUCCCGCGAUGCGGGCAACGACCUGCUGAACACGGCGCACUACGAGCGAGAGCGCGGCUUCUAUGUCGGGACCAGCGGCGAUGGCAGCGAGCGCUACUAUCUGAACCAGGGAGGUGAAGCGAACGGACCAGGCGGGGAAUAUGUCACCUACCCGCCCGACGACGCGAGGCAUUCCAGCCAUGCAUACCAGUUGGGCAGCCUUCCUCCUCGACAGUAUGUGGAACAUGAGGCGUACUCGGACGCCUCGAGCUCCGCAUCGUCGCCGGGUUUUCGCCCCGACGACCAAUCGAGGUACUCGCGGGACUACCAGUUUACCAUUACGUCGCCCGACGAGGAGAUGCACGGCAAGGCCGUUGCUCUUUUUGACUUUGAGAGGGAAAACGAGAACGAAUUGCCGUUGGUGGAGGGCCAGAUCAUAUGGGUCUCGUAUCGACAUGGCCAAGGCUGGCUUGUAGCCGAAGACCCUAAGACGCAGGAAAGCGGACUGGUCCCCGAAGAAUACGUGCGCCUGCUCCGCGAUAUCGAGGGUGGAAUGAACAGCCUCACCGGGAACCUGGGCGAGGGAUCGACGUCUCCCAACGACGUUGGAACGCCGACCCAGGCGGAACAUCAACCCCACGGCCACACUCCAACGGGCAGCCAGUCUUCAUCCAACGGUUACCACCAGCCUGUUGUAUCAACGUUUUCUACUUCCAGCAAAGACCUGGACCCAUACCCGACGCAGCAAUUGGGCAUUCAGGCAGGACAGCCCCCGCCCCAAGUCGUCCAUUAUCAUGGCCAGAGAGGCGGUAGCCAGGCCAACACGCCUACUCUGGCGUCGCACCACGAGGUCGGCAUGAUGCGUCGAGGUAGCCAGGACACGACUGCGAAAAAGACAGACUCCCAGAUCAGCCCCUUGACGGAGGCAAUUACAGAGGGCAGCUUGGUGGACCGGUCAAGCACGCCCAAGGCGCAGACUCCCGGCGAGAAGCCCGCAGACGCUGACGCUGACGCCGACGCCAUGGACAUGGGCCGGUGA
Molecule: messenger RNA, 1605 nt
Organism: Colletotrichum higginsianum IMI 349063
Lineage: Eukaryota; Fungi; Ascomycota; Sordariomycetes; Glomerellales; Glomerellaceae
Product: SH3 domain-containing protein
Exons: 1
Coding region: 1-1605 (534 amino acids)
Molecular function (GO): protein binding
Source: RefSeq, a predicted model, not a curated record